AUGUCAUUAUGCGGAGUAUCACAGUUGUUUAGUGAUGAACAUAAUGAAUGCCCAGCAGAAUGUCCAUUUUGGGCACCAAGCUCGGUAUGGAAAUACAUCGGAGUCUGUUCUGAGGUGGGAGUGUGCAAAAGAUUUAACCCGAUCCUGAAUUACGCUGAUUCUUACAAUAAUGUCUGUCUGCCGUGCAAAGUAUUCGGCUGCAUAUCGUGUAAAUACUCAAAUGAACCGGAUUCAAUGGUCCCAGUGACCGACACUUUAAAGAAAUUACCAGAUUACUGUAUAGAAUGCGCCAAGGGAUAUAAACGUUCAGAAGACGGAACGUCAUGUUACAUAGUUGGCUCAACUCUGUGGUCAAAAUUGUUCUACUUUAUCCUCAUAUAUCUUCUUAUCUGCAUAGCAAUUGUAACGAUAAGGAUUCUAGUUAACCGAGAUAAGUUCAAGAGUAAUUUCAGGAACCUAGUAAACGCACUAAAGAACCAGCAGAAAAAGCUUUUGAGAGAUUUCACUAGCCCAGAAAACAGAUUAUACAAACUUUUUACAGACUUGACGAAUCAAAAUCUUUCUGGCCUGGGACUGAUUUUGUACUUUAGAAGUCUAGGAUUUCUUGUAAUUGUGAUGUCACUUUUAUUCUUCGUAAGCCUAGCACAUGUGCACAUCCCAUGCUCUAACAUGAUAAGACUCUUUAAGGACCCGUUUCGGAUUUACUACUUCGCACGCGCCAACCACGUACCCCGCAGCUUUAUCGCAAACUUCUUCGCAAAAAACGCAAACAAACUCGUCGACGACAUCUUCAACUUCAAAAGUGUAGACGAAGCCAUCACGUGGAAUGUGACUCAAUACUCAAAUGAGAUUUCAGGAGUCAUGUAUGUCCUCUAUGUCUCAGUGAUGGUGAUGACAGUGGUCUACUUCGUCUCACAGCGUAGAGCAAUCAUCAAAUUCAUGAGCAAAUCCUCAAAAAUGAGAGAUUUAACCCUUGUAAUAAAGAACCUUCCAAGUUCACUAACUGACGAAGAACAAAUUAAAGAGAUGAUAUAUACAUGUACAAAUAUAAGACCAGUCACAGUAACAGUGUGUUAUGACCUGAAACGUGAAAAGAAACUCAUAUCAACCCUUGAUCAAACUAUAGAAGAUUUCAAUCAUACAAGUCAAACUAAUGAUUCAUACGUAUGUUCUAUUCUAUAUACACUUAUAAAUUUACAUAUUAAUAUUUAUACUAUUAAUAUUUAUACUAUUAAUGGUUGA
Messenger RNA from Theileria annulata, 1242 nucleotides. RefSeq lists its product as uncharacterized. Bases 1 to 1242 code for a protein of 413 amino acids. NCBI's taxonomy places the organism in Eukaryota, Apicomplexa, Aconoidasida, Piroplasmida, Theileriidae. The record is from RefSeq and is a predicted model, not a curated record. The transcript has a single exon.